UGUUACAACACCAUAUCAAUUAUAUAUCUUGUAAAUUUAUGUUAUAACAUUUAAAAACCAGAGAUAAAUAAGCGUAUAUACGAGUAUAUUAGAAAUGAAAAGAGUGUCUGGCGAAGAGAGCAUACGAGAGAAACCGCCCAGGACUGCAACCCAGCGUCGUGCUGCCGCGCAGCAAUGUACCAACAAACUAAAUAAUCGACGUCAAAAGCUGUCAAAUAUGGCGAAGGGCAGCGAGAGAGAGAGAGCGGUAAUUGACAUGUGAAAAUGUGAAUAGGCCUGCUGCUGUGAGUUCGCACCGUCAUUUGCGCUUCUUGAGGGUGGGUGUAUAUUGAACACUCGCGGUGUCUUCGCGCGGAUCCGAGUAGGCGGACGACGAGAUCGCGAUGUCAGACCCGUUGUGCCGGUGUCCGAGUGCCGGAAGUGAAGGAAGUGUGUGUUGAGGUCGGCGAAGAGAGUGAGCGAGCAUAUCGGGUGCCUUCACCGCAGUCGGGGGUUGGCACGGUGAAGAGGGCAUGGUAAAGUGAUCGGUGGACAGCACCAUGGGCGCCCAACAAACCAAGGACAGGGUGAUCUCUACCGGAUCCACCGUGCGACAGACUCGCAAACAGACGAGGAACCUCAAAGACUCACGCGUUAUAGGCUCUAACAUAUUCACCGAGCACAGCGAGGCUCUGUUGCAAAGCAGACCCCUACCUCACAUUCCAGCAUUGCCAGAAGGUGAUCCUCCAAGUGGUUCUAGUGUUCAAUCAAUUUCACAGCAAACAAACGUUCAACACUCUAGUGUUUCUAGUGGACUUCUUGAAGCAGCAAAUAGAUGGACAAGCAAAGAAAAUCUGUUGUCACAAGAAGAGGAUGAUCCUCAAUUAUUUGUUGCCUUGUAUGAUUUUCAAGCUGGUGGAGAGAAUCAACUUAGUCUCAAAAAGGGUGAACAGGUACGUAUCUUAAGUUACAACAAAAGUGGAGAAUGGUGCGAGGCCCAUUCAAGUACUGGGCAAGUAGGGUGGGUACCAUCAAAUUACGUGACUCCUGUGAACUCUCUGGAAAAACAUUCUUGGUAUCACGGAAGAAUAUCACGAAAUGCUGCCGAAUAUCUAUUAAGUUCGGGAAUAAAUGGUAGCUUUCUUGUGCGAGAAUCAGAAAGCAGUCCGGGACAGCGCAGUAUUUCUUUGAGAUAUGAAGGUCGAGUGUAUCACUAUAGAAUCAACGAAGACAGCGAAGGCAAGAUGUUUGUGACAACGGAAAGCAAGUUCAACACGCUGGCUGAGCUAGUACAUCAUCAUUCAAUGCUCGCAGACGGCCUUAUCACGCAAUUGUUGUAUCCCGCGCCAAAACACAAUAAACCUACUGUUUUUCCACUGAGCCCGGAGCCGGAUGAAUGGGAAAUCAAUAGAACGGAUAUAGUAAUGAGGCAUAAACUAGGAGGCGGCCAAUAUGGCGACGUAUAUGAAGCAGUCUGGAAGAGAUACAAUAUGACUGUAGCGGUUAAAACAUUAAAAGAGGACACGAUGGCACUCAAAGAUUUUCUAGAAGAGGCGGCCAUUAUGAAAGAGAUGAAACACAGAAACUUGGUGCAAUUGCUGGGAGUUUGCACUCGCGAACCACCUUUCUACAUUAUCACAGAAUUCAUGAGCAAGGGUAAUCUCCUGGAUUAUUUACGAACCGAAAGCAAACAACAGAACAAUGCUGUUGUUUUGAUGCACAUGGCUACACAAAUUGCGAGUGGCAUGAGUUACUUAGAAAGCAGAAGUUUUAUUCAUCGUGACUUGGCGGCUAGAAAUUGUCUGGUCGGUGAAAAUCAUCUCGUCAAAGUUGCAGAUUUUGGUUUGGCUCGUCUCAUGAGAGAUGAUACGUACACAGCUCAUGCUGGCGCGAAAUUCCCCAUAAAAUGGACUGCACCCGAGGGUUUAGCAUACAAUACAUUUUCAACAAAGUCUGAUGUAUGGGCGUUUGGCAUUUUACUAUGGGAAAUCGCUACUUACGGUAUGUCUCCGUAUCCGGGUGUCGAUUUGACGGACGUUUAUCACAUGUUAGAAAAAGGUUAUCGAAUGGAUUGUCCACAAGGUUGCCCGCCAAAAGUUUAUGAACUAAUGCGUCAGUGCUGGCAAUGGUCAGCGGCAGAUCGACCUACUUUCAAAGAAAUACACCAUUCGUUAGAAAAUAUGUUUCAAGAAUCAAGCAUCACUGAAGAGGUAGAGAAACAACUUCAAGUUGGAGGAGAAGUUCCAUUACUGCCAUAUAAAAAAUCGCAAACUGGAAGUACAGGAAACAUUCAUGGUCUUGUAUCUGAGCAAUUAUCUUCUUCGAGUAUAACACAAGAAGGAGCCAGUUCGAUUACCAAGCUGAGUACCUUUAUGGGCGGGUUAUCAAACAGAAGUAAUAGCAAUAUGGUUCAGAUGCGAAGAUCUACCAAUAAAAAAGGGAAACAAGCACCUGCGCCUCCUAAACGAACAAGCCUACUGUCAUCCUGCAGUUCUUUUCGAGAUUCCGCUUAUCAAGAGCAAGAUCAACAAAAUGUCGAAGUGAGCACUAUGACGCUUGACGAUGGCGCAGAUCUAAAUGGUAUUGAUAAAAUUUUUGAAGGUAUCACACGUGAUCUCGUGACAAUGGCUACACAGUCAAUUACUACAGGAGGUUGCGAUAUGGACGACGACGGAGAUGGGUCACAAGGGACAGCAGAACAUAACUUUGUUCCUCAACCGUCAACCUCGCCGGAACCUGUAUCCAACUUACCAUGCAAUCAGAAACAAAUUAAAUCUCGACUUUACACGUCUAAGGAGGUACUGCCUCAGAAGCUAGUACACGUGGGUGCACUGGAAGUGCAAAAUGUUAAAAGAGCUAUCAACCGUUAUGGUACCUUGCCGAAGGGUGCCAGAAUUGGAGCAUAUUUGGAAUCUCUACGACAAAGUGGCAUGUCAUCGAACCAAGAGAAUGUUCCAGCUACUACGUCCUCUUUGUCGACUGCAAUCAUCGAACAGCAGCAAGACGUUGUUGUUGCGAGUGUUAUCGACGCGAUCCCGCAACAUCGUUCCCUUUCGCCACGUCAAAAUAAUCUGCGUGCUCAGCCGCAGAUGACACGAAGCAACUCUUCUAGCGGAGUGGUGAAUACUUAUCAACCACCAAAUUCGCCACGCAGCCGCGUUGCUAUACGAAAGACGAACGUGGAAGGAAUCGGUCUGCGAACUUUUCGCGUGCCAAACAGCUCGAGCUUUCGCACCGCUAGUCCAUCAAGGUCAAUCCAACCGACUUUGGCUGAUCUGGAGUUUCCACCGCCACCAGUAGAUUUGCCUCCGCCACCAGAUGAAACCUUCAGCGAUCAGUGCGAUCUACCACCGCCUACGGCUACAGCAUCGCCUUGUACCGAGACCUCGUCCUCUCAUGCAAAAAUCACGAAUUCACCAGUUAGCCUCAGAAAGAUGAAAGCUGAGUGGCGGAGCAAGGAAGAAACGAGCGAUCACGAUCAAGAUGAUAGAAACAACGAUGUGAGGAACGCGGAACCUUCAGUAAAGGAGGCCAGUUCGCGAUUUGGUGUGAGUUUACGACGCCGAGAAACUACUACUGCUUUUACUUCUACAUCUAGCGAUGCUUACUGUAGUAGCAUCAGUAAGUCUGUGGACGAAAAGAAGUUAGUUUACAAACCAAAGGAGACGACAAGCAGCAACGCGAUGAAAACAGAACUGACGGAUGCGCCGAUUGCGGCAUUUGAAGAAGCGCCACCGCCACCACCGCCGUUGCCCCCGCUUGUUGGUGGCAGCACUCCUGUAAGCAAUAUCAGUACCAUCGAUACUUUUGAAUCCAAACCCGGUAUGAAAGAGAUGUUGGAGCUCAAACUUAUCAACGAAAUUAAACAAAGCGCGGAUAUGAAGCACGGUGGUAGCGCAAAAAAAAUUAACAACACUACGAACAGCAACGCGAUUUCAUCAACAGUACCCCUCGAUCCGGCGUCGCAAUUAUUGUCCGAAUUGUGUGCAAGCUUUAGCAUGGAUUCCUCUAGCAAGCAACAGCAUACUGUUUCAAACGAAUACGCUAUCUCGACAUUGAAGAACACUGAUGCAUCUAGCGUUCAGGAACACGUUCAAUCGAAUACGCAAAGUGCGUUGUCUGAAAAGAGCAGCAGUUACAAGGAAAUUCCGAUGACUUCGCCAAUCACAGAGGGUCACGUGCUAAGCGCCACCAGCGUAGGUUUCAAAUUAAAGAAAGUGGAUAAGCGGAGCAAUGUGCAAAAAGAAGAUAACACUGACGGACAGAUAAUCGAUUUCAAGGCCCGGUUGCGGAAAGUGGACAAUGUAGACAAAGAAAAGACAGAAGAAAGGUGCAAGUCGUCGCGUUUUGAUGACAGCGCGGGGAGUAACAUCUCGGACUCUGUGGAUUCGUCGUCUGGUGUGGACGACGCGAAUGACGACAAACGCCGCAGCACCGGCAGUAUUAGCAGCCUAAAGAAAUUGUGGGAGAACAAAGAGGCUUCUUGUGAUAACCAACCACUUAGUCCUAAAUUAAACGUGAGAGGAACAAGCAGCAAACAGGAUGUUGGUGAUGCUGCAAGCGAGGACUCACCGGAGGAUCACAGUGGCGCCUCGACUAGAAGCUCGACUAGCAAGGGUGAUUCGCGGGUAUGGCCUCCUACAUCCUUGGUGACUUCCGAAAUAGAAAAGCCAAUCGUACCGGCUAAACCUCUGAAGCCACUGGGACCUUCCAGCAAGCAUUUCGGCUCUUCGAUAUAUGCCACACCAAACUGCAAUAAGUCUCUGUCACAGACUGAUGAUGACGGCAGCAGCAAGCAAACUAGCAGCGUUGGCGGCGACUCAAAAGGAACAAAGCAUAGUGUGAUUGAAAUCUCGAACGUCAUUGAGAAUAGUAUUUCGAACUUGAAAGGUAGUCCCACCAUCGUCAUGGCCAGCUGGUUGCAACUAUCUGAUAAGGUUGGCCUGUUGCACGGUAUGUGUGUUAAUUUGACAGAUACGGCGAUCGCGCCACAUGCGAGGUUUCAAUUCCGAGAUCUGCUCACGAGACUCGAACUGCAGGCGAGGCAGCUGCGAGCCGCUGGUACGCGCAACAUUACCGAAAAUACGAGACUCUUAUGUGACGUGCAAAACACAAUAAAAGACGUGAUAAACACGGUGCAGAGAUAAAGUUCUAAGCACGUAAACCGACGGAUUUUAAAAAUCAAAACGAAGCAUCUAUCCUUGCGAGAAUUUUCUCUCGCAUGUCCCUUCGUGAUAUUUUUCAUUAAAUCGCAAAACUCAUUGCUAUUUCAUUUCUUUUCCUGUGUCUCCCUCUCUAUUUUGUUGAAUCCGUAGGCGUAGAGAGAGAAGUAUAUAAAUCUAUAUAAAAAUCUAUGUGUAUGUAUACAUAUAUAUUUAUAUAUGUACAUAUAUAUAUAUAUGUGUAUAUGUACACAUACACACUUAUACAUAUAUACGCAUAUAUAUCUAAGUCAUUAGUAAGGUCUCAUCGAGGAAUGAAAUCUUUUGGAAAUUUAAACGAUUAAUCUUCGUGCGUGAGUAAGAGUGACACUAGUGUGAAUAAGUUCUUACUAUAAUAUGGUUCCGCAAAUGCAUGACUGGUUCUACGAGAUUAAUCCAAAGUUGCAUGAAUCGAACAAUUGCUGGUACGCUUCAAACAUAUAGAAGAACACAUGUAUACACCUUGGACAGAAUUCUGUAUACAACUCUAUAUGUGUAUCGUGUACAUUCAUAUACAUUUAUAUUUUGUUUGUUGUACUACUCACAUAUUUCUUCAGAAGAUCUUACCUUCUUUCUGUCGAGAUUGCAUAAAAAUUGCGUGCAAAUCACGGGCCUGACAGAAACACGGCCUUAAAACGAAGAAACAAAAAAUUGAUGAAAUUUCUUAUGUUGAAACGUACGACAAUUUUUUCAUAUUUAUGAUAUUAAAUGUGGUGAUUAUAAGUGUUAUCACGCGAAGUAUCAGGAGUAUGUGAUGAGAAUAAUUGGCAAUGAGUGGUAUAUAGCAGAAAAUGUUGAUGCAAGAAAUUGUCGCGAGUUAUAUUCUUGCAAUUGAUGCAAGAAUUGACUAACUAUAUCGUCGAAGUGCUUACCCCAUAAAAUCGUUUUGUUUUACACAUGUAAUUUUAUACAUACUUCGUGCUUAGUAUAUACAAACAUUGUACGCGAGAUUUUUUUAGAUUAUUAUACAUAUAUAUAUAUAUAUACAUAUAAAUACGAACACGUAAAGGGUAAAUUGUUUCAUGUAUACUGGGACAAUAUAAACGAUUUUGUAUUUGUAUAGAGUAAGUUGGA
Messenger RNA from Pseudomyrmex gracilis, 6254 nucleotides. RefSeq names its product tyrosine-protein kinase Abl (gene Abl). Gene Ontology annotation, molecular function: ATP binding; protein binding; non-membrane spanning protein tyrosine kinase activity. Gene Ontology annotation, biological process: protein phosphorylation. The transcript is spliced from 10 exons. NCBI's taxonomy places the organism in Eukaryota, Metazoa, Arthropoda, Insecta, Hymenoptera, Formicidae. The record is from RefSeq and is a predicted model, not a curated record. The coding region runs from base 540 to 5126 and encodes 1528 amino acids.